AUGUCAACUGGUAUCUUCCACUUCCGUGCUACCUAUAUCCACCACACCCACGUGCUAAUCCCAGUCUCGGCACAGUGGAAGCCAGCUUCGCUAUCAGAUUGUCCAACAAAACGAGGCGGCCUCUUUGAUCCUUAUAACUCUUCGACAUGGAGAAAUCAGGAUGAACGUCCUAGAUUGAGAAAUUCCUCCACCCAAGCAACCUACGGCACAGAUACAAUACUUGUGGAUUUUACGGAGGUGUACGAAGACCAGCUUAUCAUUAUCAAUGAUAAGGAUACCUGGAUUGGAUUGCUUGGCCUCGCUGUGAGCUUAAGCGACCAUGCUCUAAGCGAGCACACUGACUUUUCUACCUUUUCCAUGAUGGAACAGGCCUAUCUCAACAACAGUAUCGCUCCCAGCGGAACAUAUGGCUACACCGCUGGCGCCCACUAUCGGUUAAAGGGUGUUCUAGCCUCUCUUACAAUUGGAGGUGUAGAUCAGGACCGAUAUAGUACUAAUGAUGCCAUUUUUCAUCUGACCAGGAAUCUGGUUCCUGUUGUUUCACUGAAUACCAUAUCAAUUUCGUCCGACUCAGAAGAUGAAAAAGGCAUCUUUACACAUCAUCAAAUCGCAACCUCUACCCCGGGAACUAGCUCUCUCUACACUCUUGACUCCUCGACUAGCUACAUAUGGCUGCCGGAAAAUGCCUUCAAUACCUUUGGCCAAGCUUUCAAUCUUACCUAUGAUGAUAAUCUAGGUUUUUAUACAUAUGGAAACGAUACAUCACUCCGGCAGCGUCUACUGGCUAUGGGCUUGUCAAUCACAUUCUCCAUUUCCGACUUUCCCAAUGCCUCUCACGGUGUGAAUAUAACACUCCCCUUCCAAGCCUUUGAUCACUCACUCUCCUAUCCAUUCCCGAAUUUACCCUCCGAGUAUUUCAACACUUCACUUCCCUAUAUUCCUGUCAAAAUGGCAUCCACAAAUGAGGAACAGCGUAUCGGCCGAGUUUUCUUCCAAGAAGCAUACCUAGCAGUCGACUACGAGAGAGAGCAGUUCUCUGUCUACCAAGCCAAAUUUGACGAUGAUCUUGUCGACGAGAGCAAGGAUAUCAUCCGCAUUGAUUCCUAUAUCGAAAGGUCAUUGGAUAUCUCAUCCGGGAAACAAGGUAUUCCGGCGGGAAUUAAAGCUGGAAUUGGAGUUGGUACCGCGGUUGGAACUGUCUUAGCCAUAGCGACUGGAUUCAGGGCAUUCAUAUAUUUACGGAAACGUCGAUUUGCAAGGGAAGAAAAGGGUGAAACUUUGGAAGAUGGUACGAUUAGCCUCGACUAUUCGUCUCAUAGGCCUGGCGAGCUUGAUGGCGAGCAUGAAAAUCGACUUGAAAUGGCAUCGGAUAACUCUAAUGCCGUUUUCGAACUACCAGGAUCUGGAUCAGCUGAGCUAGAUGCUAGUCCAACUUCCAUACAUGACUCGGAUCAUGCGGCGAGUAAACCUGAGGAAAGACGAAUCCCACGGCAUUCGGAAACCCAGUCGAGUAUUGCUGCUUCCUUAUCUUCCCUAAUAACGGAGAGUUCGGAUGAUGAAGGUCCGGCACCAAGGAAGGGACAUACUGCUAGCCCUCCAACAUAUACGGUGUCUACAUCUACGUAG
This is a messenger RNA of Penicillium waksmanii, 1626 nucleotides long. RefSeq names its product aspartic peptidase domain-containing protein. NCBI's taxonomy places the organism in Eukaryota, Fungi, Ascomycota, Eurotiomycetes, Eurotiales, Aspergillaceae. The transcript has 3 exons. The record is from RefSeq and is a predicted model, not a curated record. The coding region runs from base 1 to 1626 and encodes 541 amino acids.